Molecule: messenger RNA, 2175 nt
Organism: Sycon ciliatum
Lineage: Eukaryota; Metazoa; Porifera; Calcarea; Leucosolenida; Sycettidae
Product: cytochrome P450 4F2-like
Exons: 1
Coding region: 244-1767 (507 amino acids)
Molecular function (GO): heme binding; oxidoreductase activity, acting on paired donors, with incorporation or reduction of molecular oxygen; iron ion binding
Source: RefSeq, a predicted model, not a curated record
AGACGAACGGAAUGGCGCAGCUGUGAAGACAGUCGGUCUGAAGACUGACGUUGUCUACGGCUAGGCUCUGUCUUUUCAAUGCACAUGACUGUACUACAAUCAUUUACCUGUUCCUAGUAGUAGAUUGGGCACACUUCAAAUCAAGUAAGAGCGUGUAGUUGUCGGCAGUCUGGAGUCGGAGCUGGCCAGGAACUGUUUGGAUUACACCAGCGUCCUGAUGGUGAGCCCUGUUAUCCUUGCAAGAUGUCACCUAUUGCACUUGUUCCGGUCCUGUUCAUAAUCGCAGGGGUUUUAGGUAUUUGCAGAAAGGUAUACUCAUUGCUAAAGCUACGCCAGGACUUGAUUGCUUUGGUGCCAGAGCCUGAGAAGGCACAGGGAUUCCAUGGCCACUUCUCCAAGGACCUGACCAAGAGUCGGGCGCAGCUUCUGUCAUGGGUGAAUUCCAAGCCAAAGAUAUGUCGGCUCAAUCGAGCGUUUAUACCAACAGUAUGCGUAUGCCAUCCGGAGACCAUCUCGCAACUCUUUGCUUCUAAUCCGCCAAAGUUCUGGUACGUGAUGGAUUUUUUGAAAGAGUUUUUGGGCGACGGUUUGAUCAAUAGUACUGGGCUUAGGUGGCACCGGGAUCGCAAGCUCCUGUCACCAUUAUUUGGAGGCACAAUGCUGCGAAAGUAUGUCCAGGACCUGAGCAGCGUGGCGAAGAAAAUGGUCGAUCAAUUCACAGUCCGCUCGGCGGAUAAUGAGCUGUUCGACGGCGAGAGUAUCUUUCAACUUGUCACAUUUGAUGCCAUCAUGCGUUGUAUGCUUGGAGUUGAUAUAGACUCCUGGACCAACGCGAAAUCAAGCCCUGUCGAACAGUACAAGCACGCAGUGAAGUAUCUAGCUCAGGAGUCGGCCAAGCGACCGACAAAUCCAGUGCUGCACAGCAACUUCAUUUACUACCUAACAUCCGAAGGAAGGAAAUACAGCAGGCAGCUCUCAAUCGCCAAUGCCUUCGCUGACAAUAUCAUUGAGGAACGACGGGGCACAUUAGCGAGCCGAACCAACCCUGAUGGCGCUUGUAGUGACGGAGUCAGUGCAUGCAAUAUGCUUGAUAUCAUGCUUAAAGCAGAGGAUGAAGAUGGCAACGGCUUGAGCAAUACAGACAUUCGACACCAUGUCAACACGUUCCUGGAAGCAGGUCACGACACCACUUCCACAGUCAUGCAGUGGGCAGUGUACUAUUUACAAGAACACCAAGAUAUUCAGGAGAGGUGUCGCCAGGAAAUCCAGACAGUGCUUGGUGAUUCCGGCUUGGAACAUCUAUCAUUGGAUGAUUUGUCGCAGAUGGAGUAUCUAUUGCAAUUCAUCAAUGAGACGCUCCGCCAUGCUUCGGUUACCCCGCUCCUCUUUCGCCGUCUCGACAAGGAGACAGAAAUAGGAGGGUAUGUACUUCCUGCCGGUACACCGAUUCAAGUGCUGCUGUUUUCACUUCACCACAACCCGCUGGUCUGGAAAGAUCCGGAGGCAUUUGAUCCAAGUCGAUUUUCUCCAGAGCGCACUGCAAGCCGUCUUUCUAAUUCGUUCUUUCCAUUUGGAGUUGGCGCACGCAACUGCAUUGGAAGGCAGUUUGCAAUUACUGAGCUGAAGAUCCUCAUCUGCUCAGUGCUGCUGAGUUUCCGCAUACUGCCAAGAAGGAAGUCUAGUGAGGAGAUACCAGCGUGGGUGCCAAGACUCGUAGCCAGGCCAGAACCAGGCAUCAAAUUCCAACUAGAACUGCUGCAGCAUUGAUAAAGAACUGUGCCUUGUAAGGAGCGACUUCAUUUCAUUCAGGAUAUCAACGGGAGUGCAAGAAGGUGCCUGCGGGUCAUUUCAUUUGUAAAUAUCUGCUAACGUUAUUGCCCCCGCUUGUUUUUCAAGAUCCAUUGCUUCUUGCCUCCCGGUUAAUUUCCAUCUAGCUGUUUCUGGCUAGUACCAGUUCUAUCGCACUUAUUAAUCAUCCUUAUUGGCGUCAUGCCAUCGUGGAAUAAAAGAAUAAUAAUAAUAAUAAUUUUUUAGUGUGCGUUCCGUCAUAGCAGACACUCUGAAGAACAAUAGAAACAGUUAUGUAUGUAGUCCAUGACUCAUGAGUGAGAUUGAUUGAUUGAUUUUAUUUGGAUUCGCGAGACCAAACGAGCAGGAGUGCUCAAUAACAGGGUA